Mercurialis annua (annual mercury) is the source of this 1711-nucleotide messenger RNA. Its product is annotated as TLC domain-containing protein At5g14285. Bases 677 to 1423 code for a protein of 248 amino acids. The record is from RefSeq and is a predicted model, not a curated record. Lineage: Eukaryota; Viridiplantae; Streptophyta; Magnoliopsida; Malpighiales; Euphorbiaceae. Gene Ontology annotation, cellular component: membrane. The transcript has a single exon.
UUAUCAAGUGGAUUUAUUGAUAAGAAAUUAUAACUAAGUUUUAGACUUUGUAUUGCAUGCUAAGAGAAUUUUAUAAUUAUCUUCAUGCAAUCCAUUCGAUUUAAGAAUUUCAAAAUGACCCUUUCAGUAUAUCCAUUUUAAGAAAAAUUAUUGCAUCCAACCGUUGCGUCAUGCCAUCCCUGCAACAAACCAGUGAUGCGUUAGCCAUAUAAAAAAGUUUAUAAUAAAAAAUUAAACAACAAUUAAAAAAUUCUUAUCGCAAAUGCUCAUUUUUUUUGUUAUAAAUAUGACAUGGCAUAACCAAUGCAUGGAAUAAACACUCUUAUUUUAGACUCACUCUUUUAUACGUCAUGAUAAUGUAGUAAUGGAUAAACACAAAAAGUUGAGGAUCUUUUCUUUUCCAUUAUUUUAGUAGUAUCUUUUUUAUCUUUCUCAUGUUGAAAAUACUUCUAAACUAAACUUUUUCAUAAGAAAGACAAGGCGUUCAAAUAUAGAAGAUAUUAUUUUUUGAGUGAUCCAUUAGAAAAAUAUAAGAAAAAAAGGAAUAUUAUUAUUCGUUGUAGCAUAAAGUCUUCAGCAUGUUAAUAUUUAUAUAUGGCAUCAACUCCGAUCUAAUAUUUUUUCCUCCUUUAUUUUCUCCUCUCCAUCUCUAUUAAAAUUCAACAGCUAGUUUGAAAUGGAUAUUGAAAAUGUUUACACAUCAACAUUAGCAUCAUCUUUAAUUUUCUUUCUUUCAAAUUACUUGAUUGCUUACUUCAUAAUUUUCAAAAAAUGGGAUAUAAACCUUAGAAAAGAAGCUUCAAGUUCAUUCAUGUCCUUAACUCAUGGCACUCCUGUUGUCAUCCUUGCCAUGCAUUCUCUUCUUCAAAUCCAAACCGCCCAUUCUUUCGCUUCUCCGAACACCACCUUCCAUAACUCAGUUCUUGAGUUCAGCAUGGCUUAUUUCUUAGCAGACCUCUUACACUACCUACUCUUCUUCCCUAACGACAUUCUCUUUAUUCUUCAUCACGCAGCGACACUCUACGUCUUCGUUACUUGUCGAUACGUGGUUCGUUAUGGAGGUUACGAGAUUCUUGUUCUGCUUAUACUUGCUGAAGUUACUAAUCCUUUGCAGAAUGUUUGGAGCAUUGCCGGUCUGCGGCAAGCUGAUGAUCCUUAUGCUGCUAGAUUGUUUCAAGUGCUGUCUACUCCUUUUUUGGUUUUCUACUCUGUGGUUAGAGGUGUUCUUGGUCCCUUGUUUGUUGUGAAGAUGGGAGUGUUUUAUUUUGGUGGAGAAGGUGAUGGUUUAAUUCCGAGAUGGGCAUGGAUUUCUUGGAUGGUUGUGAUUGUAACUGCAAUCUUGGUUAGUAUAUUAUGGGUUUCGAAUCGCUGGGGUUACUGGUUCAGAGAAAGGAAUCGCAUGGAUCGAAAAAAGGCAAGUUAGAAAGAACUAUCUUGUUUGUAGCAGUGUUUUAAAAACCGAACUGGCGGCGAAACCAGUGGGGCCACAACCAAUCGAGUAAAAUCAUAAUAUAGCGAAACUGAACCUAGUUCGUAUGGGUCAUGGCCCAACCACAGGUUCAGUCUAGUUCAAGCUUGACCUAACUCGCUCUAAGCUCGAUUUGUUUAUAAUUCAUUUAAAAUUUAAUUUUAUUAAUUACAUUAAAAUGAUGUAUAAUAAUUUAGUCAUGAGUUGACCCCUUCAAAAAUCUAUAUCUAAAGUCGACAUUGU